Mus musculus (house mouse) is the source of this 864-nucleotide messenger RNA. It is a transcript of the gene Ssna1, whose product is annotated as SS nuclear autoantigen 1. Gene Ontology annotation, cellular component: plasma membrane; centriole; axon. The record is from RefSeq and is marked validated. The transcript has 3 exons. The coding region runs from base 70 to 429 and encodes 119 amino acids. Gene Ontology annotation, molecular function: microtubule binding; identical protein binding. Gene Ontology annotation, biological process: microtubule nucleation; axon extension; microtubule cytoskeleton organization. NCBI's taxonomy places the organism in Eukaryota, Metazoa, Chordata, Mammalia, Rodentia, Muridae.
GUGGGCAGUGCGCAGGUGCGGACUUAGCUGUGCAGGCGGCGGUUGAGGCUUCCGGACGCGGUGCAGACCAUGACCCAACAGGGCGCGGCGCUGCAGAACUACAACAACGAGUUGGUCAAGUGCAUCGAGGAGUUGUGUCAGAAGCGAGAGGAGCUGUGCCGGCAGAUCCAGCAAGAGGAGGACGAAAAGCAGCGGCUACAGAAUGAGGUGAGGCAGCUCACGGAGAAGUUGGCCCGCGUCAACGAGAACCUGGCGCGCAAGAUCGCCUCUCGCAACGAGUUUGACCGGACCAUCGCAGAAACCGAGGCCGCCUACCUCAAGAUCCUGGAGAGCUCUCAGACUCUGCUUAGUGUACUCAAAAGAGAAGCUGGGAACCUGACUAAAGCCACAGCUUCAGACCAGAAGAGUAGUGGAGGCAAGGACAGCUGACGAGUGCCUGUUUCAGCCGUGGCCUAUGGCUGCUUAGUCCUCAACAUGUCUGUCCUAAAGCAUCUUUGUUCUUCGUGGCCUCAGAUGUCUUUUAUCUCUGGUGCCCAGAGGGGCAAUUUCUGACCUCCACCUGCCUAGACAAGAAAAGCCCUAGGACAGUCCAAUGGAAGAGGUGUUCCCAGCUCCGUACUCACAUGUGCUGUGGGGACCCUGAGCAGCUCCAUGAGGGGCCUCUCUCUGAAGCUCCUGAAUCCCUUUGGGCUACCAGGAAUGUCCUGGUCCUGGUCUGAGUACUGUGGGAGCCCCUCACUUUGUCUCCCCAGCCACUAGGGCCCCAGGCCAGACAUGUUGAAGAAAGAAUCUUGACUCCAGAACCAAAACCUUAGGGCCCAUCCCCAUGGCCUCUGGUGUUUCAAUAAAGGUUGUUUUGCAAGA